AUGUCUGACACUGAAUUCCGUGCACCGACACCGAACUCGUCCAGCGUGAGGGCAGACCCAGCUGAAAUUCAUGGAGGUGUUCCCACCGGGUUCGGUCAGCUUCUAUGGCACAUGUUCCUCGCCACGGCUACAAACUAUCCAACUAGGGAUGCUAUUGUAGCUGUAACGGAAGAUACUGGUGCCUCAUCCUCUGGCCCUGAAGCAUCCACUCAGCGAUGGAGCUAUCAAGGGCUCCUAGCUAAAGUCGAUGCAGCUGCUCAUCGGCUUGGCCACCUCGGCUAUGGUGGCACAGGCAACACUCUGGUCGUCAUCACCAGAAACGUCGCGGAAUGGGGGCUGCUUUUCUGGGUCGCGGCGAAGCUCGGCAUGACAUUCAUUCCCUUGGAUCCAGGGGCCAAAGGUGAUCUCGGGCUGUUGUUGUCAGCCUCAGCUCCCCAAGUGCUUGUUGUCGAGGACGACGAGAUGGCUCGGACAGUUGAGGACUGGGCUGCAGAGAGCAAGGCCACCGUCCAAGCCAAGAUCACCAUCGCGGAUACUACCAGAGAUGGCUGGCUGUCACUUUCACAUAUUGAAUCCGAAGCGCACAAGCUGUGUCAGAUGAACUGCCAAUUUGACUUCCUCCGAGCCGGCGGCACUGGCAGCAGCGCCCUCAUCAUCUUCACGAGCGGCACGACAGGCGUUCCAAAGGCCUGCGUGCACACUCACGACCACCUCAUGUCCCAGACUCACGACUACGACCCCAACCCUGAUCCCGAGUUCGUCGACCGGUGGCUCAUCCACACCCCGGUCCACCACAUCUUCGCCAUCAACAACGCGCUGCGUGCCUGGCGCAUGGGCGGCGCCGUCAUCCUGCCGUCGCCCACCUUCAGCGUCCGCGCCAGUCUUGGCGCCGUCGUCCGGGAGGGGUGCACCAUCAUGUCGGCCACUCCCACCCUGAUCCGGGCCAUGCUGGCCGAGAGCAGCUGCCCGGACGUCGGCCAGUUCCGGCUCUCCAUCAUCACGCUGGCGAGCACCGUGAUAUCCGCCGAGGACAUCCGGCUCUGCAAGGAGUCGCUAGGCUGUCGCCACGCGAUCCAGGCGUACGGCAUGAGCGAGACCGGUCCGGUGGUGAGCUGGUGCAGGCCGGACCCCAUGCUGGUCGACGGCUUCCACCCCGGCGUGGGCAAGGUCCUCCCAGGGGCAUCGAUCCGCAUCUGCCAGCCUGGUACGGGGGAGGUCCUGUGCGUGGGUGACGUGGGAGAACUCCAUGUCUCGGGCACUUCUGUGGUUGAUGGUUAUCUGAAUCCGGAAUCGAAGAGCAGCUUCUACGUUGACGGUGGGCGGCGCUGGUUAAUGACUGGUGACCAAGCCCGAGUGGACGAAGACGGAGUUGUAUACAUUCUCGGUCGCUACAAGGACUUGAUAAUCCGUGGCGGAGAAAACAUCGAUCCCGCUACAAUUGAAAUGGCGAUCCUGUCCUUGGCCAAUAUCGAGGUUCAGGUUGUUGGUCUCCCGGACAAGGUUGCAGGCGAAGUUCCGGUUGCCGUGGUCAAGAGAGCGGAAGAUAUUUCAAACAGUGCAAUUCUUGAGAAGACGCGCAGUCUCGGUCCUAAAUGCACACUUGGGGCCAUUUAUGACCUCUCACAGCUAGGUCUCGAUGAGAUGCCUGUCACGUCCCUCAAAAAACCGCGGCGACAGCUUCUCAAGGCUGCCCUCUCCGUGUUUCUCCAAGAUUUGGAGAAGCGAAAGCAGGAGCUGGAACAAGUCCAAGGCUCUAGUCCUGAGCAAUCCGUCUUGGUAGAAAGGCUUUCUGUAAUCUGGGAAGAUCUUUGUGGUGUGAGGCCACAGUUGCGACAAGACGUACAUACCUUGGCUGACAGCAUUCUGCUCAUGCAGUAUUGCGAUCGUGUGUUCCGUCUGCUUCACACUCCGCUAUACCUGCAGGAUAUAUUCGAGCACAAGGAUGUAUUCUCGCAAUCUGCUCUGCUGCUUCGGCGGCGGUCUGGCAGCAUCGCGAUGCCUCGACCGGAUGCGGUGAUCCCCAGUGGCAACCAACACGUUCUGGAGAGAGACACUGCCGGCAAGAUGGGAUGUCAUGUCGAGACUUGUCCAGCUAUUCCAUCCUCUCCUCCUGUUGGCGUAGUAGCAGAGACGGUCAUGUUGCUCCGAGCCAGUCAAUACCGCCUGGUGGAAGGCCAACGUCCGCAAUCGUACCACAUCCGCCUAGUCUACCGCAUCCAGCGGCUGUCCACCUCGCACAUCAUGGAAGCCCUACAGACUCUCGUGCGCAAGACACCGGUACUCCGAUCCGUAUUCGUCAAGCCAGUAGAUACCGGCCUUUGGCAGCACGUGCUCUGCGGCGACGGGCUGAUCCCCAACAUCCUGCACAAGAGCGAAACGUCCGCGACGGCCGGCGAGGUCAAGCGCCGCAUCGGCCAGGAUCCCUCCUCGGCGCUGCAGCCGUCGUACGCCUUCCGCGCCGAUGUCGUCCGCUGCCUCGACGCCCACGUCCUCACGCUGCACUUCAACCACGCCGCCGCCGACGCGCUGUCACUGUGGUCCCUUCUUCGCAACCUCGACGACCUCCUGCGCGACCCUGCCGCCGCCCUACCCGAGCCCGUGCCCUACCGCCUCUGGGCCGACCUGUGGCAGCACAACCGCACCAACGCGCUCGCCCGCUCCGCCAUCUCCCGCCUCGCCGGCCGGCUGCGUGGCAUCUCGCGGUUCCCCUCCGCGCUGUGGCCGCCGCGCCGCGCGCCCGGGUGGAUGGUCGCCGACGACUCCGCCUCGCCGCACCGCGCCGCCCGCGACGCCGUCCGGGAGUCGACGGUGUGGAAGGACGUCGGCGGUUGGUCUUCCUUCGUCGAGGACGAGUUCCGCUUCCCGCGCCGUGGCCGCAUCGUGCGGCUGCCCGGGGGGCUGGACGGAGCGCGGGUCGGGCCGGAAGUGCUCGCAAGGUGCGCGGUGAUCCUGCUCAACGUGCGACUGACGCGCGCGCCGUACGCCGUCUUCGCCAGCUGGGAGGCGGCGCGCUCAUGGCCGUUCGUGCCGGCCUGGAUACAGCCGCUGCUACCGCCGCCCAUGGCCGUGGAUGGGCCUACAACGCAGUGGCGUCUCAACAUGUACGCGGCAUCGGGGGCGGAGGGCGAGACGGUGAGGGGGUUUCUGCGUAGGAUAAGCGAUGAGGAGCGCGAACUGUUGGAGCUCAAUCACGCGCCGUGGGAUGAUGUCAAGGCCGCGCUGAGCGAGGAGGCCCAGGUCGCCGAGGAGGCCUCCUUCCGGCAAGGCUUCGUGUGGGACGUGACGCUGGGCAUGUCGGCGCAAAGCGGGCGUCACUCAAGCUAUCAAUUACUAGAACCGGUGAGUCGCCAUGACUGGCCUGACUGUGGAUUGUUUUGGAAUGCCUUCAUGGUCGACAAGGAAAACUUGUACUUCAUCGCCUCAUGGGACACUUCGCAGUUGAACGGGGACGAGGUAGACCGGUACUGCGAUCGUCUGGCUGAGAUCCUGAGGGCGCUUGCGAAUCCGGACACCUGGGACCGCCCCUUGAAGGAGGUGUCACCGUAA
Cordyceps fumosorosea ARSEF 2679 is the source of this 3546-nucleotide messenger RNA. RefSeq names its product AMP-binding enzyme family protein. NCBI's taxonomy places the organism in Eukaryota, Fungi, Ascomycota, Sordariomycetes, Hypocreales, Cordycipitaceae. Gene Ontology annotation, molecular function: medium-chain fatty acid-CoA ligase activity. The transcript has 2 exons. The coding region runs from base 1 to 3546 and encodes 1181 amino acids. The record is from RefSeq and is a predicted model, not a curated record. Gene Ontology annotation, biological process: fatty acid metabolic process.